Molecule: messenger RNA, 4249 nt
Organism: Brienomyrus brachyistius
Lineage: Eukaryota; Metazoa; Chordata; Actinopteri; Osteoglossiformes; Mormyridae
Gene: lrguk
Product: leucine-rich repeats and guanylate kinase domain containing
Exons: 21
Coding region: 1892-4126 (744 amino acids)
Cellular component (GO): cytosol
Molecular function (GO): protein binding; GMP kinase activity
Source: RefSeq, a predicted model, not a curated record
CACACACACACACACACACACACACACACACACACACAUCCCCUAUGUUCUCUGCACAGCUGGUCAAUACCGCAGUUCUGCUCUUACCUGCUGAAGCACUCAUUAAGCUUUCAGGUCACUAUGCCCCCCCAUCAUAAUUAUGUGAAACCGCUGAUGUCAAGUAAAAAUCCCAUCUAGACCUGGGUUGGUUCUUUGCAGGAUGUUUCCAUUUCAGGGCUCCUGAUGGUAAUAAAUCUCAAGGGUCUAACCUGGGUUAACGCACGUAGAUGUUAUAGUUCUGGGCUGCUCUCCUCCCCGACACCGCGCUAUGAGUUCGGUAUUGAAUCAGGCGCACAAUCCCGCAUCAUCUUUACCCAGAAGACAUUGCGGUCCUUAUACCAAGCUGCAGCCGCCCUUCUCAAUCGGCGAUCCGGCUCGCUUUCUCACUGAGCAAAAGCGGCUUCCCAGGUUUUAAUUCUUCUGUUUUAAACAGGCUAGCGGAUGCACAGAGAUAAAAAAGAGUCACAUUAACAUAUAAAUCACAUCCCUGUGGUGAUGUUAGGCCAUCGUUGGGUGGAAAAGCACUCUACGGGGGUGGGGCUUUUUUUCUACAGUGCAGGAUGCGGAAUUCACCAGAACAAUCCAUCAUCCCGGGUGGGUGCCGGCGGACGUGCGUGGGGCUGAGCGGGAGGGAGAGGCAUCUGUGAACAGCGGCUCCUCAUUUCUCCUUUUGGCAUUACUGGAAUUGGGGCAGAACUGGGGCUGAGAAUUGCUGACCCGUGUGUCCCUUACAGUGAUGCAGCGCAGGCUGGGACUGGACAGCGAGAUAGGUGUGUGGGAGAGAGACGGGGAGAGGAGCGCCAUAAGCGAGUUCAGCUUAGCACGCCUUCCCGGAGUUUCUGACUCUCCAUGAUGUAGGGAAGCGAUCGCCAGGUCCUGCUCUUAUUCUCACUCCUGCCUUAUAUGUUUCUCUCCCGAUUUUUACACUAAUCUUUUUGUUUCUUAUAUUUCAUGUAAAAUUGCCAUCUCCCUCAUUGCCAACGAGACCGCCAGAUAAUGUAUUGUACUGGAUGUUUUGUAAAAGACCGUAACAUAUACAAAGGGAUUUGCUGGAGUUUUUUUUCUGUUCACUGUUUAAAAUGAGAAAAUUGCUUUGAAGCGUGUUAAAGAGUGAUUUGCCGAUGUAUUCCAACGCAUAUUAAACUAUUAAGGGACGCUUUUUGCGUGCGCCAUUAACUGAUUUAAUGUGUUUACCAGCGGUAUACAUAACACUGAUAUGCUCGUCUUUAUGAUUAAAGGAGAUGUCGGUUUUCAUCAGUUUUCCUUCGGGUUUAUGGUGCUGAAAAUGAAGUGCACAGUGCGGUACCAUGGCAGGUGGGGUCCCGGCGGACACAGCCGUUGAUCGGACAGACGCCCCUGGGGUGCAAUGCACAUGUCCAGUGUUACACCUACACAGGUCCACCUGCCACAUGGGCUUGCAUGCUGCUGGUGCAUUUUGUCGCAUUUUCAGUUUCCAAGUGCUUUAUAGUGAAUGUCUGGUAGGUGUUUCUUUAAGCAAAACCAUAACGUAUAAACGCAAACAUGUAUCCUGGGGUUUUCGGAAUGCAGACCACAACUGUCACGGUCGAAACCAGCGCUUCUGUUUGACCUUCACGCAGCGGUAAUACAGCCUCUGAGGAUUAUCCGAUCCGCGGCGCAUUAACGUCUGAUACCGUGAAUGCGGAACAAAUCGGACAUACAAACUACAUUACAUCCCUCUUCCUCCUUCAAAGACCGCUAUGAAAUAAAAUAAAACUAGCCCACCUCCCGGGCAGAAAUCCCAGAAUCCUCAGCGCGGUUGCCGGGGCGAUGGGGAACGACGCCGGAGCGCCGAAGCUGGAGCCUUGACGGCAGAGCUUGACGGUUUAAGGAGAUGUCCCAUACCCAGUCGGCGUCGGUGUGUGCCCCGCAACCCGUGGUCACUGAUCCUCGGCCGGCUCCGGAGCUCACGGCCGGAGGUGCGAGGCCACAGGACGUAGUGGUGGCGCCUCCCGCGUCCGGCCGAGAGGACGAGGAGGAUGGAAAGAUGAAGGGUGAUGGAGAAUUAAGAGAAGAUGAAAUCGGAGACCACCUGUCCGACCUGGGGACCGUGACGGGAGCGGAGCACGUGUACCGGUCCCUGUCCAUAACACAGGGCCUGAGUCCCAAAGGAAAAUCUGCCCUCUGCUCAUACAUUUACCUCCAGAACCUGGAAGUGCCGUUCAGCAAGAUCAAAGAUCUGUCCUGCGUCAGCUUCAUGCCGCACCUCAUCACGCUGGACGCCUCUCACAAUGACAUCACCGACUUCUUUGGAUUCCAGCCGCCGCGGAACCUCAAGGAAGUCAACUUGUCCCACAACCACAUGUCUGAGAUGAAAGACCUGUCAGCAUAUCCAUCGCUCCGGAGACUGAACCUGGACUACAAUUAUUUCCGCGAGAUCCGAGGUCUCCAGCGCUGUGUGAGUCUCACACACCUCAGCCUUGCCCAUAACAGGCUGUACAGCACUCGAGGUCUUAACAGCUUAGCCCUCAGAGUCGUCUCUUUGAAGGCCAAUCAGAUCCAGACAGUCGAGAACAUGGACUGCCUCCGGGCUCUGCAGACACUGGACCUGUCCUACAACAGGAUCCAGUCACUCUCUGGCCUCCAGAAUCUGGACUAUCUGGGAGUGGUCAACCUGGAGGGGAACCUGGUGCGUGAAAUUAAGGAGGCCUGUCACCUUCACGACCUGCCCUUACUGCGGGUGCUCAAUCUACAGGAGAACCCGGUGCAGGAUCAGCCCUAUUACCGCCUGGCCGUCACCUUCCUUCUGCAGAGGCUAACCACCUUGGACCAAAAGGAGGUGACUGUGGAGGAGAAGGUUUCUGCCAUGGACAAGUUUGACCCCCCCGCUGAGGUGGUUGCAGCCAAGGAUCACAUGGUGCACCUGAUGUACCACCUGAUGCAGCCGCAGAUUCUGCUUAACAGCACGCUGCCUGGGCUGGACACCCCCUACCCCAUGCUGGUGCUCACGGGACCCCAGGCCUGUGGCAAGCGGGAACUGGCUCACAAGCUCUGCCAGCACUUUGCUGCCUAUGGGACCUGCCACACCACCAGGAGCCCAUAUUUUGGGGAGGUCGAUGGCUGUGAUUAUCACUUUGUAUCUGAGGAGGAGUUCCAGCGCAUGACUCACAUGGGAAAGUUCAUGGAGACGAUCCGAUACAGGGAGCACCACUACGGUCUGUCGCGGGAUGCCAUCGAGGCAGCAGCCCGGGACGGCCUUGCCUGCUGUGUGCACAUGGAGCUGGAGGGGGUGCGCAGCCUGAAGAUGAGCCACCUAGAGCCUCGCUACGUGCUGCUUGUGCCCACAGACCUUGAGGCCUAUGCCAGCCGCCUACGUCAGCGUGGCCUUUACAGCCACGCCCAGGUGCAGGCCGCCGUGGCACGUGUUGCUCUCUACGUCACUGUCAACAGGGGGCAGCCUGGCUAUUUUGACAACAUCAUCCCCUGCGAUGACCUCCAGGAGGCGUACACGAUGCUUAGUCAGGUGGUGCGGGAUUAUCUGGGCUUGGAUGAGCAGAUGGCAGGAAAAUCCACGCCUGCCACCAGUGUGGGUGACUCGCCGGCAGCUGAGAAAGAAAGGGACCGCGAUAGCAGAGUCCACUGCAACAAAGUCGAGGCCAGGAUGGUGCCACAGACGACCUCCACCGAAACGUCCGCCCUGCAGAGGCGCAUGCAGUUAGCGAGGGAGGCCGUUGCGGGCCAGAGUGCACCCGCUUACACCCAGCUCUUCUGCAGGUCCUCUGUCACAGCCCCAGGGGGGGGCAGAGCUGUCAGCCCUUACCAGCAGGAACGCAGGGAGAACAGCUCCCCGGAAUCCCGCCCCAGCUCUGGCCUGUCCACGCUCUCCUUGGCCCGGGCCUCUCUGGAGGACGUGUGUAGCGGGCUGGAGCCCCCAGGCGGCCUGGGGUUGGACACAGAGCAGCCAGCAGACCCCAGCACCACCCCAGACAGGGGCCAGCUGGCAUCCCGAGGCUCUUCAUCCCGGCCCGGGGCUGAUGCCAAACCCAUCCUGCCCCCCAUCCCAUCAGGACGCAGGACCUCAGAGCGCCCGGCGUCAGAGCCGUUAGCAGGCUGGGGGGGGGUUGAAUAGCAUGUAUUGUGUGUAAUGUUACUCAGCCAUAGUACACUGUAGGACUGUCUUACCUUCCCCUGCCAUGAAAUGGUAAAUGUAUGACACUUAUAAUGUAUAGUAAUAAACAGUAAUAGAACAUCA